CCGAAGGCUUGGGGCGCAAAUGUAGCCCUCCUGGGCGAGGCAGGAGCCGCGUCCCCCUGCGCGAGAGCCUUCGCAAGUUUGGGCAGCGCCCGAGAAGGCGAGCAGCUGCACGCAUCCAUCCCGGACCUUCCCGCUUCUCCGGCGGCAGGAAGGAACCCUAGGAUGGACAAGUACAAAGCUCUAGAACAGCUGCUUACAGAACUUGAAGAUUUUCUGAAGAUACUGGACAAGGAAAACCUCAGCAGCUCUGCCAUAGUGAAAAAGAGCUUUCUUUCUGAUCUCCUUCGACUCUGCACAAAAUCAAGUGGUGGUGAUGAGGAAUACAUUUACAUGAACAAAGUCACCAUCAAUAAACAGUCUGAACCAGAGAAAGCAGAGAAAGUGCUGGGUCAGAGAGACUCCUUGAUCAAUGGAGAAGUGGAACAGCAUUUGUCUCCUCCUCUGAAGAGUUUGCCAGACCUCCCGCCACCCAAAAUAAUCCCAGAAACAAGGCAGCAUCCAGGCACCAAGCCUGACUCUCCAGAAGGGUACUAUGAAGAAGCAGAGCCCUGUGGCAUCGCUGUGAAUGAUGAUGGAGAAGUGGUCAGCAGCUCCUAUGAAUCCUACGACGAGGAAGAGAGCAGUAAGGGCAAGUCAGCCCCACACCAGUGGCCCUCCCCUGAAGCUUCCAUUGAACUCAUGAAAGAUGCCCGGAUCUGUGCUUUCCUAUGGCGGAAGAAAUGGCUGGGGCAGUGGGCCAAGCAGCUGUGUGUCAUUAAAGACAACAGGUUGUUGUGCUACAAGACAUCCAAGGACCACAACCCCCAGCUGGAUGUUAAUUUGUUGGGCUGCAGCGUCAUCCAUAAAGAAAAAAAUGUGAGGAAGCAGGAGCACAAACUGAAGAUCAUCCCAAUGAAUGCAGAUGUCAUUGUGUUAGGCUUGCAGAGCAAAGACCAAGCAGAGCAAUGGCUCAGGGUAAUCCAAGAGACAAGCGGUCUCUAUCCUGAUGGAUUGUGUGAAGGGAACCAGUAUAUUCCAGACUCCCAGCGGCUUAGUUAUCCCAAAGUGGAAUCAUCUGAGAGACAUUCAGCGACAUCAGAAAGUGGAGGCAGCACUGAGGGUCAUCCAGAAUUACAAGAAACUAAAGAUGUUAAGAAGAAAGGCACAUCUGGAUUGAAGCUGAGCAACUUGAUGAACCUUGGGAGAAAAAAAUCAGCCUCACUGGACAGUCCAGAAAGGUCUUUGGAUACUUGUACUUACUUGAAUGUACUUGUGAACAGUCAGUGGCGAUCUCGGUGGUGUCACAUUAAAGAUGGGCAGCUACAUUUCUACCAGGACAAGAACAGAAGCAAGUCUGCUCAACAGCCUCUGAACCUGACAGGCUGCGACAUUAUCCCAGAGCCAAGCCCGGACCAUCUCUACUCUUUCCGUAUCCUGCAUAAUGGGGAAGAACUGGCCAUGUUAGAGGCCAAGUCUUGUGAAGAAAUGGGCCACUGGCUAGGCCUCCUUUUAUCAGAAUCUGGCUCAAAAACAGAUCCUGAGGACCUUACCUAUGACUAUGUUGAUGCAGACAGGGUAUCCUGCAUUGUGAACGCUGCAAAGAAUUCAUUACUUUUAAUGCAGAGGAAGUACUCCGAGCCCAACACCUAUAUUGAUAACCUGCCAAAGGGAAAAGAGGAACAAGAAGAGCUCUAUGAUGAUGUAGAUGUUCCAGAGACCACAGAGGAGGAAAUACCCCCAAAUGAGAACAAAUGUGAAGGGGAGCAAGACAGAGUCUACUUAGACCUCACACCUGUUAAAUCUUUCCUUCAUUGUGCUGGCAAGAAGCAUGCUCAGAUGACCCCUUCAGCUUCCCCAUCUCUACAAAGAGCCUCCAUUAAGAACUCUACAGACUCUGCCAAAGACCCAUCCAUGAUGCCUAAAGAAGCAGAUCUGAGCAGAAGGUCAAUGGAAAUUCCAGACCAGAGACAUCAAGACAUAGAUGAGCUGUUGCCUCCACGGACAACCACAGUAAAAAUCCAAACACAACAGCAGCAAAUUGCUUUUCCUCAAAGUGGCCCUGAGAUCAAGGACACCACUGCAAUUGUGACUGUCCCCAAAGAGAAAAUGGACCGGCCCAAGAUCGUGAACACAGUGCCUGUAGAAACCAAGCUAGGCAAGAACAGGACAGAGGCCGAGGUGAAGCGGUACUCCGAAGAGAGAGAGCGCCUGGAGAAGGAGAAAGAAGACAUCCGCUCUCAGCUGGCCCAGCUUCGGAAAGAGAGAAGAGAACUGAAAGAGAUGCUGAUAAGCUGCACAGAUAAGAGCCUUUUGUCUUCAAAGGAACAAAAACUGAAGGAAAUAGAGGAGGAGUGCAAAAAGAAAGAAGAUCAGCGUGUAGACUUGGAGCUGAACCUGAUGGAAGUGAAGGAGAACCUCAGAAAAGCAGAAUCUGGUCCUGUUACACUCGGCACAGCUGUGGAUACUACACAUCUGGAAAACGCAAGCCCCAAAGUGAAAGUUGCCAACCCUGUGAAUGGCACUGAGAACUCACCAGUGAAUUCAGCAAUGGCAUUGAAAAACCGGCCUUUAUCUGUUAUGGUCACAGGGAAAGGAACAGUUCUACAGAAAGCAAAGGAAUGGGAAAAAAAAGGUGCUAGUUAAGAAACCACAGCAUCUAGGAUGGACUUAAGACUAGAACUGGCCCUACAUUGACCAAAGGACACUAUUGCCAGUACAUAAAAAUAUUCAGAUGAGAUAAAACAUGGCUGAUAACAUACCAUGUCAUCUGUCUAGAAAAAAGAAUGGACCUGGGACCUAUAUCAACAUGUUCUUCAAAAUAAGGAUUGUGCUCCUUUUAGCAGAGUUUCUUCAAAAUAAGGAUUGUGCUCCUUUUAGCAGAGUUGUGCUGUGUAGCUAAGAGAGUUAACACAACUGAAAAUAUUGCUUCUAACCUUAUUGAUGUCAUAAAAAUGUUGCUGUACAUAAGGAUGCUUUUGUGUAUUUCUGUGCUGGUGUUUUAUUAUUGUACAAUCCAAGAUUUGUCAUUAAUAACAGAACAUGAAGUUAUGACUUUAAAUAGGAUCUGUGUAAUCCUUUUUGUUUUGUUUUGUUUUUUGUUUUGUUUUGUUUUGUUGCCAGGGCCAUAGGAGAGGUAAGGAAGGUAAAUACAACUGAGAAGCUAGCUACCAUUUCAUCUGUCCAUGUUUUCCUUUGGGCAAGCUUUUCUAAGCAAUGAAGAAAUUUUUAGAGCAACUGCGGGGAAAAACAGUAGCACAGCUAAGAAUUAGGAGCUGUGUAGAAGAUUUCCCAUAAAGAAAUUCUGGAAAUCAAAGCAUGCAGCAAUUUAAGUUUCAAAGUGUAAUGUUGGUAGGCAGAAAACCUCUCUGCUGUGCCCUUGGAGUUUGCAGUGAUGCAUCCUGAUCCACAGACAACUCCCACAUGGCAGUGUCAGGAAUGGUGCUGCAAAAGCAUCCCACUGCACAAGUAACUUUCCUUGACACUAAAGUGUAGUAUAUGAAUGGGAGUUCAGCUGGAUGAUCAGGAAACAGAAGUCCAUUAAAGAUUAAAUUACAAAAAUUGACAAUGGAGGUGGGAUUUCAUUCCCAUCUUCCAAAACAUGUUUAAAGUACUGUUGGAUAAUUCUAAUGCUCUAGAAUGCUCCAAAUUAAUAUACAUGUAAUGGUAGAUUAUAAACUCAGUGGAACAGAUGCCCCAUCACUUCUGUAUUGUGUAGAUUCUUUAAUAGAGUGAUUAUGUAGUAUAAAUGGUAAGUGGAUGCAGAAGCAAUAAAAAACCACUACCAUAGAAUCUGGAACAUAAUCAUAUCCAAAUGAUUGUGAAGAAUGGAACUUUCAGUGUUCUUUUUCUUAAAAGGUAAAGAAGACACAUUGAUGUAGGUAGGGUUACCAAUCUCAGGGUGGAGCCUUGAGUUCUUCUGGAAUUACAACUGAUCUCCAGUCUACUGAGAUCAACUGCUCUGGAAGAAAUGGCCACUUUGGAGGGUGGACUACCUGGCAUCACAUCCUCUCUGGGCUCCCUCCCCAGGCACUGGCCCCAAAUCUCCAAGGAUUUCCCAUGCCAGUGUUGGCAAUCGUAAACACUGAGGUCCCUCCCAUGGAGGCAGAACUAAACUUUUGUACAGUUCUAAUCUAGUCCACCGGGGUGGGGGUGGGGGGGUGGCAUCAAACUAGAGAGAAAGUAUAGAACAAAGAGCCAGUCCCAUUUCUGAAACAACAGACUAAAAUAAGUCCACAAGCAAAAGACAAGAAAGAACAUGUACCACAGAUGUAAUGAGACUGCAAUGCAUACUUUGCUAAUCAACAAGCAGCCUCUUAAGUAAUGUGGCAAACAGAGAGGAGGAUGAAGAACUCCACUUCAUUUUGCCCCAGAACAACAAACCCAACCAAAGAUGUCUUCCUUUUCAUUAAUGAGAAAAAAACAUUCACAGUGGACCCAAUGUUCUGCUCCCUUUUGGAAGGGAAGACAUCCGGCAGAAGGAUGAAACAUAGGUGUCCCUCCCCCAUUCCUGGCAUGGUUUGGGCUCUAGGGCAAGAUGAAAAGACUGACUGGCAGCGCCUACAACGCUCCUCCCUUUGCUGAAGAAACUGAAAAGAAAGACUAGGCUGCCUUGUUGAUGCAAUGAGUAGGGCCCAACAUACCCCAAUGACUAAUUCUGAACUAUUAUGGGUUUUCAUAAAAGAAAAGAAGAAGGAAACAAAUAGAUUUUUCUCCAUUAAUAGGCUCCACAAUUGCAUAGCCUCAGAAAAACAGAAUCACAGAGUUGGAAGGGGCCACACAGACCUUCUAGUCCAACCACCUGCCCAAUGCAGGAUGAGCCUAAAGCAUCCCUGACAAAUAUUCAUCCAGCCUGUUCUUGAAAACUGCCAGUGAAGGGGAGCUCACCGCCUCCCUAGGCAUCUGAUUCCACCUUUGAACUACUCUGACCGUGAAAAAGGUUUUCCUAAUAUCCAGCCGGUUCAUUUCUGCAUAUAAUUCAAGCCCAUUGCUUUGAGUUCUAUCCUCUGCUGCCAACUGGAACAGCUCCUUGUCCUCCAAAUGACAGCCUUUCAAAUAUUUAAAGAGAGCAAUCAUGUCUCCCCCUCAAUCUCCUCCAAACUAAACAUUCCCAAGGCCCUCAGCCUUUCUCCGUAGGGCUCAGUCUCCAGACCUCUGAUCAUUCUCAUCACUCCUGCACUCUCUCAAUUUUGUCCACAUCCUUUUUGUAGUGAGGCCUCCAGAACGGCACACAGUACUCCAGGUGUAACCUGACCAAGGCAGCAUAGAGAGGGAAUAUGACCUGCGAUUUCGAUGCAAUGGCCCUUUUGAUACAACCCAAGACUGAGUUUGCCUUUUUUGCCACCGCAUCACACUGACUGCUCAUAUUUAGUUUACAGUCCACUCUUAUUCCAAGAUCUCUUUCGCAUACACUACUACCCAGAAGUGUAUCCCCCAUCCUGUAUUUAUGCUUCACAUUUUUGUGGCCCAGAUGUAAUACUGUGCACUUACCUAUGUUGAAUUACAUCCUGUUCACAACCGCCCACUUCUCCAGAGUAUUCAGGUCUUGUUGAAUUUUAACUCUAUCUUCUUGGGUGUUUGCCACUCCUCCCAAUUUGGUAUCAUCAGCAAAUUUAAUGAGUAGCCUGUUUACCCCUUCAUCCACAUCAUUGAUAAAAAUAUUGAAAAGUACCGGCCCCAAAACCAAGCCCCGUGGCACCCCACUGGACACCUCCUUCCAAUCUGAUGAAAUGCCAUUGACCACUACUCUUUGAGUGCAGUCUUCUAACCAGUUCCCUAUCCACUGAACUGUCCUAUAGUCCAGUCCGCAGUUUUCCAGUUUACCCAUUAGAAUGUCAUGGGGAACCUUAUCAAAAGCUUUACUGAAAUCCAGGUAAAUCACAUCGACAGAGUUCCCAUGAUCCAGUAAGCUCAUCACUCGAUCAAAGAAGGAAACCAGGUUGGUCUGACAAGAUCUCUUGGGGACAAAACCCAGCACUAUUCCCAAAUAGGAUGAAAGCCCGAGAGCAGGCAGAACCGCAAGAAGUUUAAAACUGCCUCUAUAGUCUGAUGGGCAACCCCCCCCCACACACACGCGCACCAGGAUGUCCUCCUCCUCCUCCUCUGAAGAACUAGAAAUUCCCUCCUUUGAAUGUAGCUUUAUGCAUCCGAGUUCCUAUAAAUAGAAGUAAUAUUAGACCAAGGUAGGACUAAACCGAUCUUUCUUCCAAAGACAGUAACAUCAGCAUAUGGGUUAGAGUUAGGUAUAGGCUCUACACCAAAAAUUGCAGGCUUUAAAUGUUUGCGUAGUACUAACCAAAAUGUUCACUGCUUUAAAGACUGCAGCUGAGAGUUUAUCAAGUUUUGCCACCCAAGGGCUUUCCCAGACAAUCAUGCUUCUGAGCAAUAAGUAUACAUUUGCGUUCAUUAGUCGUUCCAGAAAAUUCAAACCUCUCAAGAGUAGCAUUUUAGUUGUGGGGAAAUUGAAUUUUCUUACUGUUUUGUCAUGGGGGAGGAUGAAGUUUCACCAGGUAAUGCUUAUUUUGUAGUUUAUAGUGAUUUUUAUACUGUAAUUACACGAGUAACACAAAUGCCUGUUGACUAGUACCCAUGACAUUACUAGUUAUCAUUGCUCAUAGCUUCCUUCAUAUCGUGCCAUUUUAGAAUAUUUUAAAAUAAAUGAGCCAUUCCUCUGCUGUAUCCUAACCAACCCAGCACAUUAGAGUCUGCAUCUCCUAAAUGUUUUUGAACUGUUUAAGACAAUGAAUGCCUCUGCUUUGCUUAUAUUCCCUUGUAGCCUCUAAAUUUAAAGGGGGGAAAUCCUGACCAACUUGCAAAGCUAUUGAGUUGGAAACAGCAUAAAAUUUAACUUGUGAAGAAAUGCAAGGAAAAGACCAUGGUAGCUGCUUGCACUAAGUAAAAUUUACUGUAUCCCCAUUUGUAUUGCCUCUUGCAAAAGAUGUUGUGCAACCAAUUUCUGACCAUUAUAGUAUACAGGGAUGAGGUGUUUGAUGUUGCACAAGACUAUUUUUGUUUCUGUUUGUGCAUCAAUGGAUCCACGUAAUUGUAUCCCGCAACCAUGUAGUAUUUUCUAAACCCAUUUUUUCUUUUUGAAGUUAAAAAGUUCUUUUAUAAGUUGUUAAGUUUUUUCUUUUAGUAACUUUUAAGUACUAUUGAUUUCAAGUGAGAAUAAAGAAUAUGCUUAAAAGUUUCCCCUGAAAAUCAGAUUGGAAACCUGACCUGAAGCUUGUUCAUUCUCUUGAUGCUCAAAAGUGCUUAACUUUGGCUGGAUCAUGCCCCCAAAAGGCAGAGCCUGAGAAUUCCAGAAGGACCAUACUUAGGAACAGGACACAAACUCAAGUUCAGAGCAUUCCUUGAUAUUUUUAAGUGGCAACAUCAUUAAGCUAAUUGCCAAUCAGCCCUGAUGUACAGAUACAUACAUCUGCAGAUCAGGACCACUUGGCUACAAACCAGAUGGAUUUGCACACUUUGGGGGACAACUCAGGUUUGCAGAAUAUAUUGGGGACGGUUUAAGUCCCCCUCAAACAAAAGUUUUUCUGUGCAUGUGCAGAAAACGCACUUACCUCUUCUUCUGUCACAGGCAGCAGGGAGGUCAGGUGGAUCUGCAAGAGGCAGUGACAGUGUUGGGGAGGAGAGGCCCUACCCCCACCCUGCCUAGGAAGUACGGAGUCAGGGGGAGCCACUACAAACAUUUUUGUCCUUGGCCCAGGAGAGUGCUGCCACUGUGGCGAGGCUGGGGAGUAGGCUGGGAGAAAUUCACUGCUGAGAAGCUGGGGGGUGCUUCUCCACUCCCCAGCUGACAGGGGAAUCGCUGCCGUGAAGAAGCUAGGUGGUGGGCUGAGGGGGUAGGAAAAAGUGGGGCAGGGCAGGUGAGCUAGUGGUGAUGGAGGGCAGGUAGUUUGGUGCUGCUUCCUGCAAUCUCCCCCCUGCAAUUCUAGUAGACCCCAUCUCUUGUCACCUCUAAAGGUUUUCUCAUAUGAUGCUAACAGUCUCUACAUUUCAGAGCAGGAGUUUCUUUAAACAAAACACAACCAUGUUAAGUAUUAGCGUAUUAUACAGGCUUUUGUAGACUAAACACCUGUAAAACACACACACACAAAAGUCCACAGGUUCUAGGAUGUGAAAAAGGUACGUUGUACUACUGUCGGACAAUGGCUUGUAGUUUGCCAUCUCUGUUUAAAAGUUUGAAAAUGUAGCAUGUCUGCAGUUGUGUUUGAAGUAUGAGUCUAACAGGCCAGCCUUCAGAUCCUAUACAUUUUGUGCCAGUGUUUAUGUCUUCAGUGCCAUUGUAAGAUUUUUGUGAUGCCUGUAUUGCAUUAUCAUUAUUUGCUAUAAAUUGCUAGCAGUGCAAGUUUUAAGCUGGGGCAUCAUGGCAGAAAAGAGGUAGAGGAGUACAAGUUUUGGGACUCGGAUGUCUGUCAACUGGAAGCAUGCGGGGGGGGGGGGUACCAUUGGUGCAUCAAUCAACUCUUUUACAUCAUGGUCUCUGCUAAAGGUAUUUUCCUGCCAUACAAUUCUGUGUCUCUGCCUACCAAAAAUAACCAACAGUGGUAUCAAUGAACCCAGAUAUUCAAUACAUGAGCAGAUAAUGUCAAAUCUAAAAUUUUCAAUUAAAAAAAAAAAGUAUGCUUCUACAAUCGCUGUGUUCCCAGCUUAAAAUUAUUUUCUUUUGUAGAAGUGUCUUCAAUCAAUUGUUAUUUUAGGAAGUUUUUUAAAAUAAAAAUUGAAAUGUUGGCUAUAUUUUAAAUGCUUUAUACAAAAUCAUUUCCAUUGUCAAAAACGAAAGUGUUGCUAUUGUUUUAAAUUCUUUGUACAUUCCUACUGCUUCUUUUCUGUUCAC
Molecule: messenger RNA, 8815 nt
Organism: Eublepharis macularius
Lineage: Eukaryota; Metazoa; Chordata; Lepidosauria; Squamata; Eublepharidae
Gene: AFAP1L2
Product: actin filament associated protein 1 like 2
Exons: 19
Coding region: 163-2622 (819 amino acids)
Biological process (GO): positive regulation of epidermal growth factor receptor signaling pathway; regulation of mitotic cell cycle; regulation of interleukin-6 production
Cellular component (GO): cytosol
Molecular function (GO): SH3 domain binding; SH2 domain binding
Source: RefSeq, a predicted model, not a curated record